AUGACCCGAUCUCACGCAAAGAACAAUACGACUCAAUCGACAUUAUCAUAUUACGAACGUACACUUCUACGUAAAGAUGGAGCUGCAAGGAGAUUAGGAAGAGAUUCAUUCAAACCGUUAGAUUCAUGUUAUCUUUGUCUAUCAACAGUCGAUGAUCCAGUCGCGUGUCAAUCAGGUCACGUAUAUUGUAAAGGAUGUUGCAUAUCAGAUUUGAUCAGUCAAAAAGCUGGAAUCGAAAUAAAGAAAAGAGAAAUGGAACAAUGGGAUGAAAAUGAAAAAUUGGAAAAACAAGAAGCAAUGUUAAGAGCAAGAGAAAGAGUCAUAAUUGAUUUUGAAAAAGGAAUGGGUCUAGGUUUAAAUGGUUCUUCUACAUCGUCAGGAGGAUCAACGAUCAAAAGAAUACCUAUAGGCGAAGAAGAGAAAGGAAAGUCAACCAAUGGAAAUGGAAAUGGAAGUGGAAUAGGAUUAGGAAAAUUCGAAUUGAAUCAAAAUCACGUCGAGACAGCAGCUUCAGAAGCAGAAUCGAAAGCUUUAGCUAAAAUUGAAAUUGAACAGAUUGAAUCUAGAAAAUCAAAACUAGCUGCUUUUUGGUUACCUUCUUUAACACCUGAAGCGAAAUUAGGUCCAUUGAAAGAUGUCAAACUGCAAACGCUUUGUCAUAUGGGUGGAUUACCACAUCCUAUUUCUCGAAAAACACUCUUACCUGUAAUAUUCACUUAUCCGCCUUUAUCAUCCAAACCAAUCUGCCCAACUUGUACCAAGGAAUUGUCAAAUUCGACAUCAUCCAUACUCCUUUCAUCGCGCGAACCACUAUCCUCUUCAACCAUCGUCAAGAAUGACGAGGAGGAGGAUGGAGAUGGCGAGGCUAGUAGGAAAAAGAAGAAACAAAAGAAAGAUAAAGAUGAAAAACCAUUCGUUUGUGGUCAUGUAAUAUGUCAAACUUGUUCAGAUACAAUAGUUAAACCUCAAGGUAGAUGUUGUGUUUGUGAAGCUAAAAUAAACGAUGAUGGUAGAAUACCUUUAGGUAAAGAAGGUACAGGUUUCGCAGCUGCUGGUGGGGCAGAGGUGAAACGAGAAGGUGUAGCUUUCCGUGUAUAG
Kwoniella shivajii is the source of this 1098-nucleotide messenger RNA. RefSeq lists its product as uncharacterized. Gene Ontology annotation, molecular function: ubiquitin protein ligase activity. The transcript has 3 exons. The record is from RefSeq and is a predicted model, not a curated record. Gene Ontology annotation, cellular component: nucleus. The coding region runs from base 1 to 1098 and encodes 365 amino acids. NCBI's taxonomy places the organism in Eukaryota, Fungi, Basidiomycota, Tremellomycetes, Tremellales, Cryptococcaceae.